AUGAAAAUAUCUACAUGUCCUAUUCUAUUGAUAGCGGUAUUAAUACUAUCAUGUGGAAAAUCUAUUUCUUCGGAGAAUAAGAUUUUAUCUAUAUCUGAUGGACUUUCAUUUGGUUUUUGUCGUAAUUAUUGUCGCCGAUCAAUAAAUAUAACAUCAAUUCCAAAUCAAUUAGUUGCUUUGAAAGAACCAAACUUUCCUCAAGAUGCUUAUCCACCUUUGAAAAAAAUUUACCCUUUUCCUUUAAACCAAUGGCAAGAAUUGAUUAGUUUUAUCGAUGCUGAAGGUUUUCAAUCAUUAGAUGAUCGUAUUGGAUGUCCUGAUUGUGCAGAUGGUGGAGCUGAAUGGAUUGAAAUACAAUGGACAGAUCGAAGUAAACGAGUUACAUUCGAAAAUGGAGCUUUAAUAAAAGGUUAUGAAGGUCUUGUUGUUCAAUUAAGAGAUAUCAGAAAUAAAUAUACUGAAAAUCUUUAA
This is a messenger RNA of Rotaria sp. Silwood1, 471 nucleotides long. The record is from the annotation of a GenBank genome assembly. NCBI's taxonomy places the organism in Eukaryota, Metazoa, Rotifera, Eurotatoria, Philodinida, Philodinidae.